AUGGCCUCGCCAUCAACCCCGGAGUCAACGCCCCAGAACGAGGUGAGGCCGAUCCCCACGACGACAAGCGACGGCCUCGGGGAACGUCCGCCGAAGAGGCAUCGGGGAAUUAACGGGGAGUCGCAUGCUUCCGGGUACAGCCUCGAAGGAGCUACCGAGACCCUGCUGGGGAAACUGGAUCACCUUCAGCGGGAUAUUGACAUUUUAAAGCGAGCUGUCUGUGGACGAGGUAAUACCACUGCAUUCAAGGCAUGGAAGACGCUCACUGAUCCAAUUUCCACAUAG
Monascus purpureus is the source of this 285-nucleotide messenger RNA. Lineage: Eukaryota; Fungi; Ascomycota; Eurotiomycetes; Eurotiales; Aspergillaceae. The record is from the annotation of a GenBank genome assembly.